GGAUUUUACAGACAUGUAAAGCAGAAAUGUAACACUGUGUUGUGUUAUAAAACAACCUUCAUCUACCAUAAUGAUGCUCUUUCACCUCACAGUUUUUUCACUUCUUACAGAAAUUAUUUUUGGAAACACUAUAACACCCCUCUUUGCUGAAAAGCAUGCACUGAAUGGAGAAGUGGUUACUCUCACCUGCAACUACACUGGAAGUAAUAUAUGGAGUUUGCAGUGGUAUAUGCAGUAUCCCAACACUGCACCUGAAUUUCUCUUGCAAACAUUUGAGAAUGCGGCUCCAAUGCAGAAGGAACGUUAUCUUGCUAAAGCUCAUAAAGACAAAAAACAGCUGGACCUGGAGAUCUCCAAAACUGAAUUGACAGACUCUGGGAUUUACUACUGUGCACUGGUGCCCACAGUAACAGGAAACACCUCUACAUUGUACAAAAACACUCAGUUAAGAUAUCUCACAAUUACAUUACGCUUUAAAAAUAAAGACACUAUACAAGGUGAAAAUGUGAUUUUGUCCUGUAACUACACUGGUGAUGUAAACAAUCUGCAAUGGUAUCAACAACAUCUGGGAUCUCGACCAGACUUUCUCGUUCUUGUCACAGAAUAUUCAGAUCCUGAUCCUUCACUUCGUCUGUCAGCAAAAGUUAUGAAAGACAUAAAGCGUGUGGAUCUCACGAUCUCCUCUGCUGAAGAAACCGACUCUGCUGUGUAUUACUGUGCCAUGCAGCCCACAGUGACAGGAAACACAACAACACUGUACAAAAACCUGCUUUCAGUCAUGUGA
This is a messenger RNA of Misgurnus anguillicaudatus (oriental weatherfish), 784 nucleotides long. NCBI's taxonomy places the organism in Eukaryota, Metazoa, Chordata, Actinopteri, Cypriniformes, Cobitidae. The record is from RefSeq and is a predicted model, not a curated record.